Messenger RNA from Camarhynchus parvulus, 6203 nucleotides. It is a transcript of the gene ARHGAP22, whose product is annotated as Rho GTPase activating protein 22. Bases 69 to 2237 code for a protein of 722 amino acids. The transcript is spliced from 11 exons. Gene Ontology annotation, molecular function: GTPase activator activity. The record is from RefSeq and is a predicted model, not a curated record. NCBI's taxonomy places the organism in Eukaryota, Metazoa, Chordata, Aves, Passeriformes, Thraupidae. Gene Ontology annotation, cellular component: focal adhesion. Gene Ontology annotation, biological process: signal transduction; activation of GTPase activity.
CGGCGGGGAUGCGCGGGGCGGCGGCCGGGGCCGGGCGCUGAGGCUGCGGGCAGCGCCCAGCCGGGAGCAUGCUGAGCCCCAAGAUCAGGCAGGCCAGGAGAGCCCGGUCAAGGAGUCUGGUGAUGGGUGAACAGAUUGGGCCUCCCUCCAGACCAUCUUCUCCAAACCCUCAGGAACGUGUGCUGAAGUGUGGCUGGCUAAAGAAACAGAGGAGCAUCAUGAAGAACUGGCAGCAGCGCUGGUUUGUGCUGCGUGGGGAUCAGCUCUUCUAUUACAAGGAUGAAGAGGAAACGAAACCUCAGGGUUUGAUACUACUGCAAGGAAGUCAGGUGAACGAGCUGCCACCUAAUCCUGAUGAACCAGGGAAACAUCUGUUUGAAAUUACUCCAGGUGGUGCAGGGGACCGGGAAAAGAUGCCUGCCAAUCAUGAGGCUUUCCUGCUCAUGGCUAAUUCCCAGAAUGAAAUGGAAGAUUGGGUGAAAGCCAUCCGACGGGUUAUAUGGGCUCCAUUUGGUGGAGGUAUUGCAAAUAGCUCACAUGCACAUAAAUUAAAACAUUUGCCUCAAGGGAUCUUCGGGCAGCGCCUGGAGGACACGGUGCAGUACGAGCGGCGCUAUGGGCAGCGCCUGGCCCCGCUGCUGGUGGAGCAGUGCGUGGACUUCAUCCGCGAGCGAGGCCUCACCGAGGAGGGGCUCUUCCGCAUGCCUGGGCAGGCCAACCUCGUCAAAGAUCUGCAGGACUCUUUUGACUGUGGAGAGAAACCCCUUUUUGACAGCAACACAGAUGUUCACACUGUGGCGUCCCUCCUGAAGCUUUACCUUCGAGAGCUGCCAGAGCCUGUCAUCCCCUUUGCCAAAUACGAAGACUUUCUUUCUUGUGGACAGCUACUCUCAAAAGAUGAGGGAGAGGGUACCCAGGAACUGGUUAAACAGGUGAAGAAUUUGCCCCAAGCCAACUACAACCUCCUCAAAUACAUAUGCAAGUUCCUUGAUGAAGUUCAGGCUCAUUCCAGCAUUAACAAGAUGAGUGUCCAGAACCUGGCUACAGUAUUUGGACCAAACAUUCUGCGGCCCAAAAUGGAGGAUCCAGUGACCAUGAUGGAAGGCACCUCUCUGGUUCAGCACCUGAUGACAGUGCUGAUCAGUGAGCAGGGGCGGAUCUUUGCUGUUCCUCAGGCGGAUGUGCCAGGGAGCCAGCUGGAAAUCAAACCCAUGCGCCAGCGCAGCACUGUCGAGUGGAUCUCCGAGGAGGACGGGGAGGACAGCAGGUCACAGAACAGCGCUGCCAGCCCCACUGAUUUGCCUUCUGGCAAUGCUGUGGCUCUGGAGGGCACUCCAGGACCUGCAGUGAAAAUCACUCCUCCAGAGCACAGUGGCAAAUCGACCCAGCCUGCCACCAGCCCCAGCAAAAGAGUGCAGACGCUGCCUCCAUGGAAAUAUUCCUUCCGCCAGCAGGGAGCACGGUCUGUGAGCCCAAAGCUGGGCAGCUCAUCCUUAGAUAUCCCCAACCUCUCCUCCAGCGGGAACUGGUUGAUGAACGGCCUGUACUCCCUCCGAGGCCAUCGCCGGACAGCCUCUGGGGAGCGAGUGAAAGACUCCUGUUCCUCCCAGAGACUCUCCACUUAUGACAAUGUCCCCUCAUCCAGCCUGUCCCUCAGCACACACAGCAUGGCCAGCACCACCUGGUCCACAUCAUCCUGUGAGAUCUCCGUGAUGGACUCGGUGAGCAGCUGCCCAGCCUGCCGGGCCAGUGACUCUUCUGCUUUGAGCUCCCUAAAAACCGAGUGGGUAACUCAGGGCUCGCUGUCCCAGAGCGAGGGCAAGACUGCAGAUCUGGAGAACAGCAUGGACAGGUUUGAAGCCUGCAGCAGCAGCAGCAGUGAACAGAGUGACCCGGCUGCAGCUUCCCGAGACUCUGUCCAAUGCUCCAGGGCCUUACAGAGCUUGGUGGUGGAGCUAAAGACAGAGCUGAGCAAACAGAGGACUGAGUAUGAGACUAGUAUCAAAAGAAUUGAAGAAACAAGUGCAGACCUGAGGAACCAAGUGGUUAGGUUAGAAGAAGAACUGGACCAAGAACGAAAGAAAUACACGAUGCUGGAGAUAAAGCUGAGGAAUUCUGAACGUGCUCGUGAAGAUGCUGAAAAGAGAAAUUACCUCCUGCAGAAGGAAAUGGAAGAAUUUUUUUCAACAUUAGGAUGUUUAACUGUUGGGAGUCAAAGUGCUAAAGUCUCCAAGUAGAAUAAGUAUAGAAAAUCCUGUUCCUGACAAAAUGAGUGAAAAUGCAUAUUUUGUUCUGGUAUACUCAUGUAUCAUGAGUAAUUCUAUAGUGAUUGUGCUCUCAGUGACACUUGCCCUGUUGUCUUUACAUGUGCUAUAGUAUUUGGGCCAGCUGGGAAAGACUGCUGACCAUAAAGCUUGAAAAUUUAGUGUCAGAUUGCCAAGAAAGAGUGGGUCCCCUCUGUAUCCACAGAACACUAAGACACUCUUCUCCAGUGUCCUGCUGCCAUCUUUGGACUGAGCUGCACCAUCCUUUUGCUGGCUCAAGGACAGUGGAAGGUCCUGCAGAGUGGGUGGAUGGCCAGAAUCAACAGACAAGCUGAGCCUGGAGCUGAGGGAUUCCCACACUUGUGCUUGGGAAGGUGGCAGUUCCAGUCUGUCACCACAGCCAGGACAUUUGCCAGACGGAUUUAACGAGGUGGCUGUCACCCCUGUCCCUCCAUAAAGUUUGUUCAAAUUUCUCAUUCCUAGAGUGGUAUUAUUUUAUGAAGAUAUUGUGAAAACAAGGUCUGCAAACAUGCUGAAGAUAUCAAAAUAUUGACAAUUCACUAAAAUUGUCCCUUACCCACCUAAUGGUUUCAGUGUUUCACAGAAAUGCAACUUUAAAUUAAACUUAAUUAAUAAUGAGACUGGCUACACAAACUCUUUGGAACUUUAAAUAUGCACAUUUUGCCUUAGGUAUCUGGAGGUUUUCUGAGCCAAAAAUAGAGCAGUAUUAGCUGCAAGAAAAAAAAAUCUCCUGAGAUGAUAUAUGUAUUAAGGCAGAAGAUGGAAGAUCCUUAUCAUCAAAACACAUCCAAACUUUCACAGCAAAACUUAUGUUCUUACAGGGAUAUGAGUGGACAGGAAGAAUACUGCAAACAACCCAUCAUCCCAAGUUCCUUGCUUCUGCUAAGGAAAAAUCAUUAGAAUGAAGUUGUAAGUUCUGGUAAUUUGCUGCUGGGCUGACUUCCCUUCCAAGUGAUUUCAAGAAGUUCUGCAUAGCAUUUGUAACACCCUGAGCCAUGCAGAGCCUGCACACAGAAAAUUGUUUCACCAGAUUCAGCUUGAAUUUCACCUGCGAGCCCAGCACUGUUCACUUUGUCUUGGCACUCCAUCUUUGACAUCCUGAGGUAGCUUGGGAGUCUCUAAGGAGAAAGAAUUUUAACAAAAAGUGCCACAACAACAUGAACUGGCUAAAGGGAAAGUAUGGACUGUAACAAAGAAGAUUGCUUUAUUUUAAGUAUUUUGAAAAAGUGCCCUGAAUCUCAUUUCUUACUAGAGAAGACUGACUCACUGUCUGGAAAUAACCUUAGAAUGGGUUUUUACAUACCAAGAGAUAGUUAAUACUGAAAGAUAUACUUUCUCCUCAGCAUCUCACAGAUAUCCAGGUAUUUAAAUAUUUAAAACAUCUAGGUAUCAACUUGUUUCUACUGCACUGUAACACUUCUCCUUAUUAUAGAAAUGUAAAAAAUGUAAACCAUUUAAAGUGAGCAAAAAGCAGAAUUUUAACCUAAUCUUUCCUGGAUAAGAAAUGUCAAGCAAGGUGACACAGUAAAUCAUGUGGAUUGGUUCACUCAGUUAUUUCAAAACCUUUUUCCUACUUCCCAGGCUCUCCAGCUGCCCUGCAUUCCUUACUGCCCCAGCAUGAGGCAGGUACCUGCAUGUUCAGCAGCAGCUGCCUGCCACCUGCAGGCAUCAGCAUCAUCCCCAUCUUUUUUUCCCACCUCUGCCUUGAAUUCAUUAGCAAUGGUCUCAAGUUAUCCUUUAAGGAAUAAGGAAUGGCCAUUUAAAACAGCAGCAUAAUCAGAUGCAUAAUGUGAGAGAGAAGCAGUAACAGUGACUGAGCUGGAAAAGCAAGCAGUGUGGCAGGGAGCUGGAGGUACAAGGUCAGUCAUCAGAAAAUAAACUUUAAUAUUGGAGGGUGGUCUAAUGGUGGUAAGUAGAACACCAGGACUGAUAGAAAGCAUAUUCAAUCCCAGUACUAGUAGCAAGCAGGGUAUUUUAAUGUCUUCUUUUAUUUCUACCCAAAUCAUAGAAGCCUUUCACUGUAUCCAUCCUGACAGCCCACACCUCCCUUACACUAGUUAUAUUGCAUUAUCUCCUGUAUGUAUCCAGCGCAGACUGCUCCCUUUAGUUCACACUACAAACUCAAGAGAGUUAACCAGCAGUCCUGGUCACUGCUUGUCUGGUGUAUCUGGUGUUUGGGCUCCCAGUCAGCAGGGCUCAGUUCUUAAGUAUUUAACCUUAGGUAACUGCUAACAAACCCACCUAUCCCAAACUUGCAGAUCCAGGAGAGGAUCGUGAGAUCUCUAACACUGCGUAAUGUGGUAUCCAAAAUAAAAUUAAGUCUUUUUAAUAUACAAAGAAACUCUAUGCACUCAAAAUGAGGAGUGAAACAAACCAGUUCCAGACUGGCUGUUGUGCUCCAGCAACAUCUAUGGCUCCUGUUCAUGAGGAAUAAAUUUCAGCUGCUUUUGAAGAUGAGCCACUGCUGUAAAUAAACCUGGCAAGAAGCUGCAAACAACCCAGUUCACACUAAAAUGCACUACAGUAGGAUGUUGACCUCAAGUGCAGCAACAGGACCAUAAUGCUAAACUCCUGACAUGGGCAAUUAUGCAAGAAAUGAGAUCCACUUGUACACAGCUUCAAAGAACACUAUGGCUUUAUGUGAGGAAGAUGAUAAACCUUUUCCUACCUUUCCUGUUGCCAUACUCUUCACCACCAAUGCAUUUGCCCACAGCAAGCACCGGAGACUACUCCUUAGUUUGCAGACAUUUCACUUGUUACAGUCUCUGAUUCAAAUGUCAGCUUUCUUAGCAAGUGUUUGUCUGGUUAUUGUUAAUUGAACAUGACAGAAGUUUCCUGGAAUAGAUUACUUUUUACCACAGCUUCACCUGUGCCAUCCUCCCAGCCUGGAAUAUCCCUUCCAGUAUUAUGCAGGCAAAAAACCAAAACAGUAAAAACUUUUCAGUGAAAAAAACCCCAACAUAGCUUAAAAAAAAAGCAAAGCAGCAACACUUCAGAAUAACGAAGAAAGCUUCGGUAGGUCAUGGCAUUUUUAACACAAAAAGGAACAUGAAUUAAUAGCUUAAUGACUCAUCUACAUUCACAAGAGAAGUCCACUGAAGCCAGCAGCAUUAAGGAGUGUUUCAGUCCUGAGCCACCAGACAAAUCCUGGGCAGAGCAACAGCUCUCUCUGGCCUUGCUUUGUAAUAACAUUAUCAUGAGAAACUGGCUGCAUUUUAUGCUGAUAUAUGCAAAUAAAAAAGAGGAUUUCUGAGUCCCACCACAUUCCUAGAAGAGCACCCCACAAAUUGGUGGCCCAGAUAAACAAAGCUGCCUGCACUGUGGUCACAGUCCCUUUCCCUUGGAAGUGGGCACAAAGGCACCACCAGCACGGCUCAAGGGCAGCUGCAGUUGUUAAGGAAGCACUGAAACUGCGCUGGAAGUGACUUUAGUUGGGGCUUACCUGUGGGAGAAGUGCCAGUGCAGUGGGUGCUCCAGGCAUCCAAGUCAGCUCUCCAGUCAGAGCCUUCAGGCCUCUGCAAGAUGCAGUGUUCAGAGAUUCUCCCUUACACCAUGCAGCCCAAGGCUUACUUCUUUCAGCAGCACAGCUCUCAGCUGUAUUUCGAGGAAUUAAGGUGGCUGCAGCUGGCAGCAAGGAAGCAAGAAUGGAUUCCCACUGGUCACAAAGACCAUGAAUGCUGUUAACAAUCAGUGGCACAUCCAAAGUCCAUGGGAAUGAAGAAAUGGAAAAAACAUGUCACUCUGCCCACAAGUGCACUCACACACAAACCAGGACAGUACCAUUAAAAAACAGAUGAAUGCUCAGGAAGGACUCUCACUAAUAAGAUUACAAGUGCAGCCCUAGUAUGCAAUCCAUAUGAAAUCCAUUGCAGCCUGGCAAUGAAGAAACAUUAAAUGCAUGGUGGUCAAACUUUUUUU